GCGCUUCACUUCCUGCAUUGGGACACGAACACGAGCGUCCAAAUAACGGUUUCUGGGCGCUAUGUAGUGCACUAAAUGUGCAACAGGAAGUGAAUUGGAACACAUCCUCAGCUCCUGCGUGGGUCUGUGUGUGUCUCUGGACUCUCACAUGACCUGAGUGUUUGUUCCCGUGAUCAAUAUUUCCAUAAUAACGCUUUCUGAAGUUGAAGGCAGAUGGAUGUGCUGCAGCAGCAGAGUCUGGAGCCUGAGAGGAGGCAAACGAAACAAGAAAAGGACAUAUCAGAGAUAACUGAAGACGCUUCGAGAGGAGGUGAAGCAGCUGCAUUUCCUCACACUUCAGCUUUCACUGACCGGAGCGUCCAGUAUCAGUUUCUCCACGACAGCAGUGGCACGCAGGUAACCUAUCAGGUUGUUCAGUUGACUAACAAGCCGCUGGUGGGUGGGGCAGUGGGCGUGGUCUCUUCUGCUUCAUUUACUGGAGCACAACAGGCUUUGAUCCAGAGUCCCUUCAGUAAUGGAGGCAGUCCUGCAGCAGAGACGAUCGGAGGUGAGGCACGCUUCUCCUACAUCCCACCAGCUGCUGUAAGUGACGCAACAGCCGCUGGAGUUUCAGCUCAUCCGGCCGAACCUACACGCUCUCACACAGCAGGUGAGAUGGACGGUCAGUUCUACGUGAUGAGCACGCCGGAGGUUCUUCAGCCUGGCGCACCACGUACCAUAGCUCCCCGCACUCAUCCAUAUGCAGCGAAGAUGGAAGGGCUGCGCACGCCGAGAGACGAACGCAGGAGGGCGCAACACAACGAAGUGGAGCGACGGAGGAGAGAUAAGAUCAACAACUGGAUCGUGACGCUGUCUAAAAUCAUCCCAGAUUGCAGCAUGGACUGCACUAAAACUGGAGCGAGUAAAGGAGGCAUCCUGUCCAAGGCCUGCGAUUACAUCCAGGAGCUGCGGCAGAGCAACCGCCGACUCCACGAGAGUCUCCAUGAAGUGAAGAGAGUCCAGAUGGACAAUGAGAUCCUCAGACAGCAGGUGGAAGAACUGAAGAACGAGAACGCUUUGCUCCGAGCUGAGCUACAGCAGCGCCGAGCCGCCACGGGAGCCACAGAUGUGCCAUCGCAUUGAGCCUGAGGACAGACAUGCCUACAAUACUUUCUUUAACAAAUGAAGAACAAUUUUUUAUUGUGGCAAUUUUUGUCUUUGGAUUUUUGCAUAUUAAGAUGGACAGGACGGCGUUCCAGAGCGAUGUUAUUCCAAAGCAAAAAAGCGCUCUAAAUGUAGAAGAAAUGAAAGACUGAGUGAGCUGUAGAACCUGGACACCUGCUUUAGUUUAUUCUUGUCUAUUUAUUAAGCUUUACUGUGAAAACUUUGUGAUUUCUCAUUUCGUAUUGGCCUUUUUAGCUGUUGAAGCUUAUAUAUAUAUAUAUAUAUAUAUAUAUAUAUAUAUAUAUAUAUAUAUAUAUAUAUAUAUAUAUAUAUAUAUAUAGCAUUGUUCACUUUUCCAAUUUGUUAUUCAUGCCUCUGUUUGCAAGAUCAGCUUUUUGGUUAAUAUACAUUUAAUUCAUUCAGUAUAUAACAUGUCCAUAACAGUAAUUCUAUAUUAUCUGAACCUCACUACUACUGAGCUACCAUUCAUUUCAAAUUACACCUCUCCAUUAAAGGAAUACUCCGGAGCUUUUCAAACUCAUCUCUAUCCAUUGCCUCUAUAACAUGUGUGAUGACCGUGAACAAGAAUUUCAACAAAAAAUUUUUUUUACUCAGAUUGUGCUUGUAACAGAAGUCUAAGGGCAGUUGUUAAAUUUUAUUAAUGAAUGGUCUAAAAUGUGUGAUUGUAUAAGGCUUAAAAAAAUAGAAUGGUUUUUAUAUAGUUUUAUAUAAAGUGUAACUUUAUAACACUGGAAUAAUACAGUUAAAAAUUAUUUCUGGUAACUUAGCUGCGCCUAACCACAAAUUCUUGUCUCGGAAAAAAGUAGUCUCUGAAAGGACAAAAUGUACAGAUUUACAGUUUAAUUUAGAAAUACGUAUAUGUAUAAUACACUGGACUCAGGAGAAGGUUUAGGAUCUAUACUCAGGAAGGUGUUAUUGACAGUAUCAAUACAUGAAAACUGAGCUUAUACAGUACAUGAAAUGAGGAAAUGAACAGGAAAUUGGGGUCAAAGGUCAUGGUAGAAUGUGACCUCUGCUGGCGGGGAGGGAUAACGUCCUGAUCUGGUGCUUUGAUUUGAGUGAAGAUUUCGGAAAAGUGUUUAUUGGUGGAAUUUAACAGCUGCCCUUAGAGUAGCAUUAAAAGUCCAGUGAGAGUUCCAGUGAAAGUUUUCAG
Pangasianodon hypophthalmus (striped catfish) is the source of this 2317-nucleotide messenger RNA. Its product is annotated as upstream stimulatory factor 2. The record is from RefSeq and is a predicted model, not a curated record. NCBI's taxonomy places the organism in Eukaryota, Metazoa, Chordata, Actinopteri, Siluriformes, Pangasiidae. Bases 214 to 1122 code for a protein of 302 amino acids. Gene Ontology annotation, biological process: regulation of transcription by RNA polymerase II. The transcript has 10 exons. Gene Ontology annotation, molecular function: DNA-binding transcription factor activity, RNA polymerase II-specific; RNA polymerase II cis-regulatory region sequence-specific DNA binding; protein dimerization activity.